UUCCUUUCUUUUAGAAGUCAGUUGUGUGUUAACUUAUUAAUGUGGCUGAGGUUAUGUUAAUGAAAAUGUUGAACAAUUAUAAAGUCCCCCGCGAUUUUAUUCAUUGCAAAAAGUCUACACAAAUUUGGUUGAAGUCUCUUUUUUUUUUUAUAAAUUGGAUGAAAAAUUGCAUUUAACUAUUUUUGGCACCAAUUUGGAAUAGCUUCUUUUUUGUCUUACAUUCUGAAAAGCAUUUCGAAUCACAACAAAGUAUUUCUCAUUUAUUAAGGACAUAAGUAAUUCUUUCGCAAUCGCGUUUGUUGAUGUAUGAGGUCAUGUUACUGAAAAAUUUGAAGAGUUAUGAGAUGAGCGGAAAAGAAUUAUAUUUUAAUGCUUCCACCCAUGUAGUAUAGCUAUUGUGGUGGUUUGUCUCAUUUAUUAAGGGCAUAAAGUAUUGCUUCCUUUGAAAAGUGCAGUUAUAUGGUAGAAGUUAUAUUGAUGAAACAUAUAGAAGUAUAAAGAUAGUCGCGUUUUCAUCUAUUAAAUAUUUAGACAAUAUAUUUUUCAAGUACAUUGCAUAAACAAUAGUAUUCCACUAAUUGAAGCACAUCAUAAAGAAGAUGUAUAGAAAUCGAAAAUUCAACAAAAAUACCAAACCCAAAGAGAACCAGCCAACUUUAAAUGUAAUUAAUGAAAACUCGACAAUGAAAUUAUCGCAAAAUCGAAAUCGAGCACAAAAUGAUGUCGAGGAAAUGGACGUGCUUAGUAGCGAGGAAAAUAUACCAGCUUCGCAAGAACCUACUCAGCGUUAUCUGUCGCAACGUAGCGCGAUAACUGCCACCACUUUAGGCAGAACGCAGUCACGUUUGACUAGCACUUCACAAAGGCCACCAAACACUUAUUUCGAACUGGCAUUGACAAAAGCCGGUGUGCAGCUAACCGAUGAUGAAAAUUUUGUCUUAUCUUGUGAUCAUAUAACGUUUGUUAACAGACUGCGUGAGUUAUUUAACAAAAACCAAAAUUUUCAAGACCAUCUUGAAAUGUUUAAAAAUGGUUUAAAAGCUGCUUGGCCCAAAAUGGCCGUUAAGUUACUUAGCGGGUGCACUAUCCAUAUACCCGGUGAUGACAAUACAUAUCAAUCUCAGGAUAAUAUGAUUACUAAUUUUUUUAUGAUUGAAUAUUUGCGUGAAAUUGUGUUGGACUUGCUUUUGGAAAAAAUAGAAGAAUGUGCUCAACAAAGUAACCAAGCUGAAAUUUUUCAACAAAAUGGGGUUCCCUUCCUACCUUUAAUGCUAGCUCAGUUGUACAACGUUUCUGCAUCGCAUAGUGAUGUAAUUUUUGAACGUAUUAAGGUUAUAUUAGAGAAAUCUUCGGAGCUUAAUAGAUGGCAUAUAAUAAGUAAUACAAGCUUCAUUUUGGAUAAUAGCAAACAUGACGAAUUUGCUCAACUAAUGAUGGACAUCCUAACCAAUAGUAAGGAGCUAUUUCAACCGCCAGGCAUAGAGACCUUAAAUAAUUUAAGUCUAAGUGCGCGCAUACAAGCAAAAUUGCGGUGCAAAAUUUUAGCUUUUAUUAAAGAAGAUCAAUGCCCGCACGAAACCAUUCCCAAGUUGGUAAAAUUGUUAAUGAAAAUUUUGGGAGAAGAAAAUGAGAAUAGCAUAAAAGAGCUGGUAAAUACCCUUCGUGAAAUAUUAAUUUGGUGUGAACAUCAUACAACAACCUCUUUGGCAAGAGAUAAACAGGCACAAUUGGAAUUAUUCAGUAAUAUAGAAAAGAGCCUAAUACGUUCAAAAAAAUUCUACACAAUAUGGCUUAAAACAAUUGCUAAUCUGACUGCUGCACAGAUUAAAUCUAUAGAUUUGGUCGUUCUAUUGCUAUUAAUUGACAUACGCGAGGACAAUACCCUUUACAUUGAAAAUAUCUUAAAACAUCAUAGCAAAAAUAUGCCUACUUCGAUAAUACUGGAAAUUCGGGACAAAUAUACACCCAUACUGGAACGUCAUUGGAAUAUAUUAAUGGAGAUUUUAAAUUGUUUUUUACGAGAUAAAAAUAAAACCACAGUUGAAUUUGCCCAAUCAGCUUGCAGUUGUUUGUUCGAAAUUUCUGGUUCCGUGCAAAAGUCAAUAUUGAAGAAACUUUUGGAACUAACUUGCGAACGUUCAUCUCAAACUACUGUAAAUUUCGCUCUAAAAACGAUGCGUGACCUAUGGCGACUAUAUCCCAAGAUUUUACAUAAUUGGGGCACGAUAUUAUUGCCAUUUCUGGAUCAUAUUCAUGAAAUGUCCUUAGCACAAACGCGUAUUAUUAUGGAAUUAUUGUCGUCUGUCGCUUACCCUAUACCCACGCUGGAUGAGUGUGACACUUUACAAGAUCAACUUGAUAUAUUGGUCAAAAAGCAAUUAAUUAAUAGGAAUUCGCUUGUUAAAAAGCAGGGUAUUAUUGCUAGUGUCCAGCUAAUUGAUUGCAUAGCCCGUAUUGAGGAAACUGCGAUAACGUCGGACGAUUUUGAAACUAGUUUUAAUACAGCUGAUGAUUUACCCGAUGGCAGAGGCAAGAUAGCGGCCAAUUAUUUAAUGCGCACGCAAACUUCGACUAUGUACUCCCCAGAGCUUCUGGCUUUAUUCUACGAUGAGUUGGCGAUCGUAUGUUGUGCUAAAAAAAGCGAUCGUGCAAAUAACUUGCUCCUUGAUAAGAAUUUUGUUAUUUGGGUAUGUGGACUUAUGACUGAUUGUUUUCAAACUAGCUUCGUUCCUGACCACCAUCUCGAGAAAAUAGACGGCAUAAACUUGUGUUAUAUGAAGUGCAUAAAUGCUUCAAGUGAUAUUACGAAUAGCGAACAAAGCGAAUUAUCAACGAUUGCCAUAAACAUAGGAGAGCUGGUUUUAAAACCUAGUAACGAGGCAUCGUCCUCCAUCUUAGUAUUAGCAACGUUAUUCAACUUAGUGCGAGUCUUGAAAAUGCAGCGUUACGAAGGCAGCUUGGAGAGUAUCAAUGCAUUGCUCGGUUGCGCCAUUAUUCUGCCAGAUUUCUUCGACGAUCCUGAUUUGGACUCUAUAUUUAAUGAUUACGAAGAGCCAAUGCAAAAGAAGAUCUUAGACAUUUACUUUCACUGCGUCAACUGGAUGCGGGAAACAGUGAGUUCAUUUGUUACCCAACGCGACGCAAUGGUACGUACAAAAGUACUGCAGCGUUUAGUUGACAUAAUGAAAACUGAAAAUAAAAUUUACGAGAUGCUAGUAAAGGCCCCAAUAGAUUACACACCACCCCAAUGUCAAUUUACGUAUUCAUCCAAGGAAACGAGUCUGAACAUAAAAAAAAAAGGCAAGGGGCGACCUGCUGAACUUGCUAACAGAGCAGAUGUUGCAACCAAAGCCAAGAAGCCUAGAGCCAAUCAGAAACAUUCGGAAACUGCUCUCCCAAAUGAAACUUUCGCUAACGAUACCUUACGUACUGUUACGAAAAGCGUUAGCAAACCCAAAAUUUCUACUAAAUAUAAUUUCGAAAAUUUAUAUGGACCUAAAGAGAUCUACAGGCAAUUGGACACCAGUAUUAUAUUGAUUUUAAAGGAGAAACUUAACUUGAGUUACCCGCUGCCGGCGGAGAGAGUGGGCGCGGAAAUAGGUUUACUAGAAUUACGAUUCGUUUUAUCCGAUAUCGUUAGUAAACUAGAAUCGGUUGUCGGUAUACAAAAAUUUCAAACCGAAAGCCAUUUACAAUAUGUAGCCCAUCCCGAUUACUUCGUUUGCGAUCUUUCGCACUUUAUGCGGAUUAUUGAGGAGAAUAUGAAAAAGAUUUCAGUCGUCCUUAACAGUAAAUUGGAGCAAGUUCAACGUGUCUACAGUCACGCAGAUUUAUUUACGGAAGAAUUGAAUUUGUUAAAAGCUUGCUUCAGUUUAUCCCUGCGUCUGUUAGUCGCCUAUUUCUCAUGGUCCCAAUGGUUUGCUAACGAACACCAUAUUAAUAAGUUGAAAAAAUCACUUCUUGUAUUCAUGGACGCAAGCAACGCUCAGCAUUUGUAUGGUAAAUCUGUUGCUGUUGCUGUCUUGGCUGCAGAAGCUUUCGAUUAUUUAACGGCAUACGAAAAUUGUGUUAUUGACUUAAAAUCGGCCGUCAAUCUUUACCAAUUAAUGCUUCUACUAAACGCUCUUUCUGAAAAGGAGGCUAAAGAAAAACAAGCCCAAGAUAUGCGUUCACUGUGUCGAACUUUAUUGUGCCGCAAAUGGUUCAGCUACGAAGGCAGUUUAGAAAAAGAUUCCGAUUUUCGUCGGCAACGGGAAAUAUUGCGCAUUGUACGUGAGGAAUCAAAACAUCUAAAUGGCAAAGAUUGUUCUCUAAAAUCAUUCCCGAAUAUUAAAAAAGCAAAUUUCCCAUUAUUUUUUCGUGGCCUCUGUGAAAUUUUGGUUUCUUCAUUAAAAGUAGCCGUAAGUGAUGCAAAAUCGGCGACUAAUCAAUUAAGUGUAUGGGAGUCCAGUUGCAAGCUAUUGAAUAUGCUACUAGAAAUAGUACAAAGCUCAGAUGUUCCAAGAAAUUUUCAAAUUUUCGUUAAGUAUUCUCAUCUUUAUUUAAAAGUUACUGUGCAAGAUGGUUUAAAAGUAUUUGAGAAAUAUUUAAGACAAAAUCCUGAACAGGUUUGUGAACUGUUGAAGAAUAUGCAGAUCACCACAAGGUAUUUGCAUCAUUUAUGUUGCCAUUCCAAAGCAGCACUUAAUACUGCCAUUAUUAGUCAAAUACCCUCACUGCGGGAGACUGUGGAGAAUUAUAUAUUUCGAGUUAAGGCGUUGUUAACGGCUAAUAAUUGUGGAUCAGUAUUUCUUCUGGGUAAUUUGAAAAACAAGGACUUGCACGGCGAUGAGCUUUUAUCACAAACUGCUUCCUUAGGCAGUACUGUUUCCACGGCACAGAACAGCGAUGAAGAAAUUCCCGAUGAUGAUACAAGUAUUGAUGAAACAAUCGCGGAUAAUGACGACAUCGGCAUUUCCCACGACAAUGGCAGUAAAUCAUCAACUCGCAGUAGAUGUUUUUAACCAAAAAAAAAAAAAAAAGAAGGUAAUUAUCUACCGUAUUUUGUACUUUUCCAUUAAAAUCGUUUACCUGUUUUUUUUCGUUAUUAAAUUUUGUUUUUGUGCUUUUGAUAUUAUAUAUAAGACUGUCGAGUUUUUUUAUACCCGCCGCUGCAAGAGGUGAGUAUACUUAUUU
Molecule: messenger RNA, 5175 nt
Organism: Glossina fuscipes
Lineage: Eukaryota; Metazoa; Arthropoda; Insecta; Diptera; Glossinidae
Gene: Fancd2
Product: Fanconi anemia group D2 protein homolog
Exons: 25
Coding region: 600-5003 (1467 amino acids)
Biological process (GO): homologous chromosome pairing at meiosis; double-strand break repair involved in meiotic recombination; interstrand cross-link repair
Cellular component (GO): condensed chromosome; nucleus
Molecular function (GO): DNA polymerase binding
Source: RefSeq, a predicted model, not a curated record